GAAUCGAAUUCGGCUGUAUUCUAAAUCUCCUUGCAUCAUACGUAACGUCACGGCCAUAGUGCGCUCAGUAGCACCUUUGAGUCUAAGUUGGAAGCUUGUGUUCGUUGUUUUUGAGGACUGCUUAGACCUAGACAUGUCGGAAAGAAAAGUCUUAAAUAAAUACUAUCCCCCGGAUUUUGAUCCAUCCAAAAUCCCUAAACUGAAACUCCCUAAAGAUCGUCAGUAUGUGGUUCGACUGAUGGCCCCGUUUAACAUGAGGUGUAAGACAUGUGGAGAGUACAUAUACAAAGGGAAGAAGUUUAAUGCUCGCAAAGAGACGGUACAGAACGAGCUGUAUCUGGGGCUGCCCAUCUUCCGCUUUUAUAUUAAAUGCACAAGAUGUCUGGCAGAAAUCACGUUUAAGACCGACCCAGAAAACACUGAUUACGCUAUGGAACAUGGUGCGACACGAAACUUUCAAGCGGAGAAGCUGAUCGAGGAAGAGGAGAAGAAAAUCCAGAGAGAGAGAGAAGAGGAAGAGUUAAAUAAUCCUAUGAAGGUUUUGGAGAACCGCACACGGGACUCGAAGAUGGAGAUGGAAGUUCUGGAGAACCUGCAGGAGCUGAAGGAGCUGAAUCAGAGGCAGGCUCAGGUGGAUUUUGAGUCCAUGCUGCAGCAGUCCAGGGAGUUGGAGAAGAGACAGAAGGAGAAGGAGCAGGAGGAGGAUGAGAGAGAAACCAAAGAAAUGUUGGAGAGAGCAUUGGUGAAAAGGCUGAGGGACUCAGACUCGGACUCUGAUCAGGAGCACGAAAACGGAAAAGAGCAGCAGAAAAAACACACUGCUGAGAACCCCACAGACAUCCUCACUGCAUACAACGAAACGUAUAUAAAGGGUGCCACUUCGUCUGGAGUAAAGCGGCAGAAAGUGAAGAGCUGGGAAAAGAGCGUGGGCGGGUUGGGAGGAAAAAGUGCGCUAGGGUCACUCUUAGUGAGGAAGAAGCCUGCAGCAACAGUUACAGCACAACAGCCUACAACUGGAACUGUGAAGAUUCAAAAGACUGAUGCAAAUCCUGCCAAAGCAACUGCAACCGCAAGCAGCAGCCAAACACCUACAGUUCAGAAUGGUUCUUCUCUCAGCCUGCUGGGGGCGUACUCGGACAGCGACGAGAGCAACUCCGAUUAGUCCUGUCAUGGUGAUGGAAACCAUGUCUGAUGUUAAAUAUUCAACACGUGCAGGGACACUCUCAAGAAAUACAUUCAUGGACUGCUGAUUUCCAGUGGUGCCUGCUAGAAAUUGAAUUGUACAUGAUAAUAUUUGAAAAAAAAAAAUCAUGUUGACUGUUGUAUAUUUUUCAUGCUUUUUGAUUGAUUUAGUAUUAUGUAUAGAUAGCCUUUCUCACAUGUUUAGCCCAUGUGUCAGCUUCUGAGCAGUAAAUAUAAAAGGGUUGAACAGUCA
Ictalurus furcatus (blue catfish) is the source of this 1435-nucleotide messenger RNA. It is a transcript of the gene yju2, whose product is annotated as YJU2 splicing factor homolog. NCBI's taxonomy places the organism in Eukaryota, Metazoa, Chordata, Actinopteri, Siluriformes, Ictaluridae. The transcript is spliced from 8 exons. The record is from RefSeq and is a predicted model, not a curated record. Gene Ontology annotation, biological process: mRNA splicing, via spliceosome. The coding region runs from base 134 to 1162 and encodes 342 amino acids. Gene Ontology annotation, cellular component: U2-type catalytic step 1 spliceosome.